CCAAGGGUAACUAAAACAAUUGUUCUAAAGACCAAUCAAAACUCACGAUCAAAGGUUAUCGUAGCUCUUAUUGGCUAUUGAUUUCGGUCCACAAAAGUUCGCUGAUCAUGAGAUCUUUGUGUUGUUUGUUGGUGUUGGUCGACUUCGGAAUUUGGAUAGAUGCGAGUGAAAUAGAAUGACACUGUGGCAAAACUGGAACUGGCCGAGAGUUUUUGUCACAUUACAGUGAUCUGUCUCUACAGAUUUAUUGCCGAUCAAUACUACUGAAAAGUGGGGACGCAUUUGUUUGCUGUCCAUAACACAUGCGUAGUAGCCAGCAAGUAGAAGUUUACAUUUGAAUUUUAAACAAAUGAAAGUCUGCUAGUCUUCCACAAGUUUUCAAAAGGUUGUUGAAUAUGGCUUGGUCAAGAUAUCAAAAGUUCCUGGCGCUGAUGCUGGUGGUAACCGGCUCCAUCAACACGCUCUGCACAAAAUGGGCUGACCAAGUGGUUGUGAAGGGCUCCGAUGGCAACGAACGCGCUUUUGACCAUCCAUUUUUACAGGCCUGCGCGAUGUUCUUCGGAGAGAUGCUGUGCUUGCUAACCUUCAAAAUACUCUGGCGCAUGAAAAGCAACUCCGGCGGCCACUCGCUCAUAGAAGGCAACCAGAACUUCAAUCCCUUUAUACUCAUGCCAGCUGCCAUGUUUGAUUUAAUCGGCACCUCCAUCAUGUACAUCGGGCUGACGCUGACGUACGCCAGCAGUUUCCAGAUGUUCAGGGGCUCCAUAAUCGUAUUUGUGGCUGUCUUAUCCAUGACCUUCCUCGACCGCGUCGUGGUCAAGCGCGAGUGGGCCGGCAUAGGCCUGGUGAUCCUCGGGCUACUGAUAGUGGGAGGCACAGAUGCCCUGUUCCAAUCGGCAGGGGAGUCCAAAGGAAGGAACAGCCUCAUCACCGGAGACCUGCUCAUCAUAGUAGCGCAGGUCGUGUCGGCCUGCCAGAUGGUGUAUGAAGAGAAAUACGUCGCUGGUCUAAACAUCCCGCCGCUGCAAGCCGUGGGUUGGGAAGGCGUGUUUGGGUUCUCGGUGCUGUCAAUGCUCCUGGUGGUAUUCUAUUGGAUCCCAGCGCCGCCGCACUUUGGGCACAACGCUCGUGGGACAGUCGAGGAUGCUAUAGAUGGAUUGGUGCAGAUCGGUAACAGCGCAAUACUGAUGGCGGCCAUAAUAGGCACCAUCGUCUCCAUCGCGUUCUUCAACUUCGCUGGCAUCAGCGUCACCAAGGAAAUGUCUGCCACUACUCGAAUGGUUUUGGACUCUGUUAGGACGCUGGUCAUCUGGAUGGUGUCGCUCGCGGUCAAAUGGCAGGACUUCCACUGGCAGCACCUGAUCGGCUUCGCCGUGCUCAUCCUCGGCAUGGCGCAGUACAACGGCAUCGUCCCCAAGGUGAGCUGCCGGCGCCAGGCCGAGGCCACGGAGCCCGAGACCGAGGCCGUCAACCCGGUGGCCGCGGCCGCCGACCCGGAGGCCUAGGGCUCACCUGCCGUGGCCAUCCCGCCGGUCCCCACGCCGCCAGGCGCCUGACAGUCGAGCGGGGUGGUGUGUUGGAACUCGAUUCCUUCCAUCCCCCCCACGCCGCUUCUCAGCGAUUCCUCAGUGGACACCGUCUCACAAAUGUCCUCAGAUAUCUGCUUGUCAGUGGAGUAAACUGCCCAUCAUCGGCGACCGGCGACUGUAUACGACCGCGCGACCGAUGCGAGUAUUCUUAUGCUCCCAUACACAAUAUAUUGUUUCCUAAACGAAACAUUUGCGUGUCUUUAAGAAGAAUACAAUUCAUGGGACCCAAAGGAAACUUGCAGCUACAAGGAUAUUUUCGUUCUUCAAAGGCAACGGCUUCUAAUGUGCAAUAGUGACUGCUAACAAAAACACUUAUAAUUAAGUAGUGAUUACCCUUUUAAUGUUUAUCUGUCUCAAACACAAUCCUUGCAGUGUUUAUCUACGAAUUUAUUGUAUUUUCGAUGGCUGUUCAGUAAUUUCGUACCUAUUAAUCAUUUAUAAUGGGUGUUUCAAUUUUCAAUAUAUGUUAUCACUUCUAUUGUAAGUAAUGAUACAACAAGUAACAAUCUUGUAAUAUACAUUUUGCCGAACAGAUGUCAAAAUGCUAAUGUGAAAAUACACUUAGUUUUAGUGAGGACCUAAGUAUGUCCUGAUUUAUGUGAAAUGAAUUUAAUAAUUAAAGGCUCAUGUUGAAAACUACUGUGAAUGUCCAAUAUAGAAUGUGAUGGAUGUAGAUCAUAAAUAUACCUAUAUAUUUUUGUGCUAAGAUUUGUAGAAUUAUUUAGAUUUAAGUCAUAUUUAUUCAUACAUAUUAAAUACUUAUAAAUAAUGUCGUGAUUGACAUGUUUUUAAUAACUUUUACUCGACAAUACUAUUCUUGAUCUAGUAUUUAAAAAAAAUGAUAUUUUAAUAUUUGUAUAAUGAAGUGAUUUAUGAAAACAUAAGUGAAACAAAAUUAAUUAAUUGAUACCAAUUUGGCACAAUAAGAGAAAUCGUGAUGAUAAUGUACAAAUAUGAGACUAUUCAUUUUUAUAUAUUUCAAAAAUAAUAUUAUAUCGCUUAGCAUAGGGUAGCGAUUAGCUACCCUGUAAUAUUUAAACGGAAAUAAUGGCUUACUUAAAAAAAUCUAAUAUAAAGUCAAAAAUACCGUAUGUCAUUAAAAGGUAUCUAAAUCAUCGCCCUGAACUAUUUUGUAACGUAAAUCUGUUUACGUAUAAUAUUUACUUCUUGACCAUUAAAUGGUUGCGCUAUGUACAAACUACACCAAACAUGGUUCUGAUUGAACAGAAUUUUUGUAUACCUAUCCUGUAUUUGAAUAUUGUAAUUUUAACGCCAGCAAAGGCUGAUAAUGUAAACAUUUAUAAACGAGGAAGGGGUAGGUAGGUUAUAAUAAUGUAUGUAUGUUAGUACUUGGUUGGGAUAAUUCUAUAUACAUAAGGUGUGCCUUGGGACGGAUUUGCAAUUGAUUGUAAAUAAAGACAAUUAGUCUUACCAAGCGUCUAGACUUACGGCAAAUUAUUUGCCUCAAAAGUAAUUUCUAAAUUACCCCGAAUAUCGCGGGAUUCCUGGCGCUCAUGCGGUGUACCGAGCUAUUGGUCUGCCAAAUUGUGAUAAUGUAGUUGUCGUUGUAAUUACUCCAAGAAAAAAUGUUUUAACUACGUCAAAUGUCCCAAAUCUUAGAAAAAUGGAUUUCCACGUGUAAAUACAUACUUUGAUUUAAAUACAUGCUUUGAUUUCCCGACAUAAGUAACUUUCAUAUCAUAACUUUGAAAUGGCAUGAUUAUUAAAAACUGGAGAGAGAAAGACUCUGAGAUAUUUCCAAAAAUACAAAAACCCGUGCCUUCUUGACUAUUUAUAUUUCGGAAACCUUUAAGUCUUUCACACAUCUCAUUGUAAUUUGCGACUGCUAAUGUUGUAAAAUUAAACCUUAAUAAUAACUUUACACCUUUCUAAAUAUAGUGAGAUGAUAGAUCGUAUGAUUUGUAAGUCAGUCGGGAAAAUUUUGUAAAAGUAUUUAUUAAUAUUUGAUGGAAAUAAUGAAUACAGGAUAAAGUGUUAGUAAUUAACUGAUUACACGUAAACUAUGUAAUGAUUCCUAUUCCUAUAAUAUAAUAGAUGUCCAAAUGCUACAUUUUUCCGGUGAUCCUCUUAAAAUUAAUACAAGACCGGUCUUGGUAGGCCGGAAAGUAAUGCAAUGAGUGCCAACUGAGGUGCUAGAAUGUUCGUAGUAGACACGAGAAUGAAUAUGAGUACUGAAAAUUCAAACUACCUACUAUCUCACAAAACACAAGUACACUUAAAAUCGGGUAUAGAUUAUUUGCAACACAACAUGUAAUAGAAAAUAUGCAUUAACAACUACGUGCGCGCGCACUCACAGAGUACUAAGCUGUCUUACGUGGCCAUUAGCGACCAAUCUAAGCCGCGAACAAGCAAACCAGGCGAUUAUUUUGAAUUAAAGAAUACGAGCAAAAACUACCGGAAACGGACGCACAGUAAAUGCGCGUGCGCAAAGAAAACAUAUCUUCAUCCCUACUUAAUGCAAUUAAUCUCUACCUUGUUUAAGAUAUAAUUAAUUAAAGCCUAUUUUCGUAUGGUGACGUUUUCUCUUAUAAAAUUAGGAUUACAGAUACAAAUUGGGGCAACGGAAACCCGCACAGGGUUUAUUAGAUUCUGUGCUAUCAGCACAGUCGCAACUUAAAAAUGCACAUAAAAAGACGCGUGUAAAAAUGGUCUUAUGACGGUAUAAUAUUUAAGUAGGUAUAUGAUGAUAAGUACUACUUUUCUAUAUGUAUGUAACUUAUGUGAUAUGUAUGCAUACUCAGUCUUAAUUAGUAACUCAAAAUACUGUAGAAUCACCUCUAAUUAUCUCAUUAGCAGUAAGUGCAACCAAUAUGAUAUUAUCUCUUACCUAUUUGUAUGUAUCUUCAGCAAAGUUGAGUCAGCGUGUAACAUGCGGCUCAAUUUCAACAUAGUAUAUUUCUAUAUUUAGUGUAUACAGGGUAGAGAUGAAAUUGUGACCAAGAAUAUUUUGUUUAUCAAUAACAUAGUUUCGCACAAAACAAUAAAAACUUCCUUGUCAAUAUUCGACUAUGAAUUCUUUAUCGAUUAAAACGUCCCCAACCUCCUGUAAAUUAUCUACCGGUUUAUGAUAAACUACUUUUUAUUAGCAUGCAGUUUCGUCUUAACUCCGUUUUAAACAAACAUAAUCGUAUAUUAUUGGUAACUUUAGUGGUUAUAACAUACUAUCUAUAUUCUCUAAUAAGUAUUCGGAAAAUAUACAUUUCCACGAUUUGCUCAUUAAAUUGGGUCGAUUUGUAGAUUUGUGAAUGUGCUUGAAGCACUCUCACGCACGUGACAAAUGCAUAUUUUAUAAUAUUUGGUGUGUCGCUUAAAUGUACUGAACUGAGUGCACACCACACCCUGUAUACUUUAAUGAUAUUAAUGUAUAAUCUAACGUCUGUAUGUGAUAUUCCAAAGUCCAAAUUAAGGAAUGUAAAUCCUAGUGAUAAAAUAUAUUUUCGAGGAAUAUUGUAUCACUGCAUUUGAAAUGAUAUAUUAUGAUUGUAAAGUAACCUAAUUGUAUUUUAUUAACUCAGUAGUGUGAGUGUAAGAAAUAAGUGCUACCCUAUACUGUACUGCCUGUGAAUGCUACUAGAAAUAAUCGAAUCUAUUUGUGAUGGUCCUAAUAGGAAAAUAUUUAGUUUGCGUCCUAAUCUCUUACUGAAAUUAUAACAAUGUUAAGUUAUACACUUUUCAGUCAUAUCACAUCCCUUUAGAAGCAGAAUAUGCCCAUUUUUCACACAAACAGGCCUACUUGAUGUUACGAUUAUUUUUAGAAAUGUUUACUUCUGAAUUUUCUAUGUUAUGGUAAAUUAUAAUGAAUAUCGGUGUCCAAUAAUAAUCUAAAUGUCAGUGGUAUCU
This is a messenger RNA of Ostrinia furnacalis (Asian corn borer), 5450 nucleotides long. RefSeq names its product transport and golgi organization 9 (gene Tango9). NCBI's taxonomy places the organism in Eukaryota, Metazoa, Arthropoda, Insecta, Lepidoptera, Crambidae. The coding region runs from base 396 to 1505 and encodes 369 amino acids. The transcript has 8 exons. The record is from RefSeq and is a predicted model, not a curated record. Gene Ontology annotation, cellular component: membrane; intracellular membrane-bounded organelle.